This is a messenger RNA of Trichoderma atroviride IMI 206040, 3393 nucleotides long. RefSeq lists its product as uncharacterized. Gene Ontology annotation, cellular component: plasma membrane. NCBI's taxonomy places the organism in Eukaryota, Fungi, Ascomycota, Sordariomycetes, Hypocreales, Hypocreaceae. Gene Ontology annotation, molecular function: ATP hydrolysis activity; ATP binding; P-type sodium:potassium-exchanging transporter activity. Gene Ontology annotation, biological process: intracellular potassium ion homeostasis; intracellular sodium ion homeostasis; proton transmembrane transport. The record is from RefSeq and is a predicted model, not a curated record.
AUGGCAGAUCCUUAUGACCGAGAUCCUGAAAAGGACGGCUCUGCAGUGGUCGUCCAAGCCAAGGGCAAUACCGGCAGACUUGGUGCUACGAAGCGUCAAGUCCGUUAUUUCGACGACAGUGACGAGAUUCAACAGAUCGGCCCUUCCACAAACAAUAAUGCCAAACUCAAGAGAAAGGGGUCGGCCUACUCUAUCCACUCCCUAUCAAGCAUAAGGAGUGGCCGACGAGAGGUUGAUCCUGCCACUGCGCUGCCUGUUCUAUACCGCACUUUGAGUAUAGACAUGGAACGAGUGCAGAGAGAAAAGGACUCAGUCAUUAAGAGAAGAUACAGCGAUGCGACCAUGGCGGAUCUCGAAGAUCUCGAGUGGCACGCUCUAUCUAUCCACGACGUUUCUCAGAAACUACACACAUCGAUAGAGACUGGUCUCUCAAUACAAGGCGUCAAAGACAAAACUGAAGUCUUUGGAGCCAACACCCCAACCCCACCAAAGUCUCGGCUACUGCAGAAGAUAUUCUUCUAUCUCUUUGGAGGCUUUGGUUCCAUACUUUUCGGUGGAAGCAUUCUCGUCUUUGUUUCAUGGAAACCACUCGGCGAACCAAAUCCCGCAGUGGCCAACUUGGCUCUGGGAAUCGUUUUGGCCAUUGUGUGGUUAGCACAAGCCGCGUUCAAUGCUUGGCAGGAUUUCUCCUCUUCCAGAGUCAUGAAAAGCAUCACAGGCAUGCUACCAGAAGACUGUAGUGUUUUGCGUGACGGCAGCAGGAGAUUGGUUCCGGCAUCUGAAGUUGUCCCCGGCGAUAUUCUCUUCUUCAGCGCCGGCAACAAGCUACCUGCUGACAUUCGAUUCGUUGACGUGUCAACUGAUGCAAAAUUCGAUAGAAGCAUCUUGACUGGCGAAUCAAAUCCUCUGCCAGCCGUCGCUGAGUCUCUGGAGAAGAACUAUCUCGAAACAAAAUGUAUUGGGAUGCAAGGGACUCACUGUACCUCUGGAAGUGGUCUGGGUGUAGUUGUCGCGACUGGAGACAGCACAGUCUUUGGCCGUAUCGCGAAGCUAACCAACAAACCCAAGACUGGUCAAACGGCGCUGCAAAAAGAGAUUUUCAGAUUUGUCCUGAUAAUCGCAACGUUGAUGAUUUUGAUGGUGGCUGUGAUUGUUGCUCUGUGGGCGGGCUUUAUUCGUCAUAAAUAUCCCGACUAUAUCUCAGUCUCAACAUUAAUUGUGGACUGUGUAAGCGUGGCUAUUGCCUUUAUCCCAGAAGGUCUACCAAUAGCCUUGACUGCGUCCCUUACAAUUACUGCGGGCAUUAUGAAGAAAAACAAUAUCCUCUGCAAGUCUCUGAAGACAGUAGAGACUUUGGGAACAGUUUCGGUGCUGUUAUCAGAUAAAACAGGGACUCUGACCAAGAAUCAAAUGACCGUGACAGAUUGUCUUAUUGGGUCCAAGGUCUUGACUGUCGCAGAGGCUUUACAAGAAAUGUCAGACAAAUCGGAUUCACCUAAAAGGGCCACCCUCAAGCAACUUUGCGUUACUUCUGCAGUGUGCAACGCUGGAGAGUUUGACCCCACGACUAUUCAUCUCCCGAUCUCAGAGCGAAAGAUACUUGGUGAUGCGACCGACCAAGCUAUUCUUCGCCUGUCAGAAUUGUUGGGCUCAGUGAAAGAGUCUCGCGAACUAUGGAUCAAACGAUUUGACCUCGCAUUCAAUUCAAAGAAUAAAUUCGCUUUACGUGUUAGCUCUGCUCGCGACCAAACUUCAUUGGAAACUUCGCUCUCUGCUUCCGAAACUGAUGACUUUGACGCUCAAAAGGAUUACGUCUUAAUGAUCAAGGGUGCACCAGAUGUUUUGCUCCCUCGAUGUUCAAAAUAUGUUGGCGAAGAUGGUGGCGUGCACGAUUUUGAUGAGACGAUUCGCUUGUCCAUUGAAGAGGGCAAGAACUCAUGGUCAAGCGAAGGGAAACGUGUUUUGGCUCUUGCACGCAAGGUCCUUCCUAGCAGCAUAAUUCAGACAAAUCCAGAAGACAAUUUAUUCGAAAGAGAAGCUCUGGAAUUGGCACGGACUGGUCUUACGCUUAUUGGGCUUGUUGCGAUUGAAGAUGCUCCAAGAGAGGAGGUUCCCGGUGUGAUUGAGACUCUACAUCGUGCCGGUAUCCGUACUGCCAUGGUUACGGGGGAUUUUCAGCUCACGGCUCAAGCUAUUGCUCGCUCCUGUGGUAUCAUUAGUGUCCCAGACGCUGAAGUCCACAGCAUCCAGAACCUCCCUCGCACGCCGCCCAACUUUGAGCCCAAGAAAAAUAACAAAUCCAACCACCUUCCGACAGAAAUCAAGGCAAUUGUCUUGACAGGCCAGGAUCUAAUGACUCUGCUACCUCAUCAAUGGCACACUUUGGUGACGGAAUACUCAGAGAUUGUAUUUGCUCGGACAACACCAGAGCAUAAGCUUCAAAUUGUGCGGGAAUUCCAGUCGCAGUCUUACGUCGUUGCCAUGAUCGGAGAUGGAGUGAAUGACGCCCCAAGUUUGAAGCAAGCGGAUAUUGGCAUUUCACCUGCAUCUGGCUCCGACAUUGCUGUUGAAGCCGCAGACAUGGUCUUACUAAAUACAUUCUCCGCUAUCCCAGAGGCUGUUCUCUACGGCCGCGUCGUGUUUGACAAUCUGAAGAAGACAAUCGCGUAUUUACUACCGGCUGGCUCUUGGUCAGAGUUCUGGCCGGUGUUUACUAAUGUGGCUUUCGGUCUCCCUCAGAUACUGUCUUCUUUUCUCAUGAUUAUUAUAUGCUGUUUCACAGACUGUGCAACCGCAAUUUCCUUGGCUUACGAGAAACCAGAGGCCAAUGUCAUGCUACAGCCACCUCGAGACAUAAUAAAUGACCGCCUCGUCGACUGGAAGCUACUUUUCCAAGCCUAUGGUUUUGUUGGUACAUUUGAGACCGUCCUCUCUUUCACAAUGUCGUACUGGUAUCUACAGCGAAAGGGUUUGACUUUCGGAUCGUUAUGGUUCUCGUUUGGAUCAAUUCCAACGCCCGAAGGACAGACCGUGGACGAAGUUACUGCUCAUUUAACAGUGGCAUCUUCAGUCUAUUUUAUAACAUUGGUUGUAAUGCAGUGGUUCAAUGCGAUGGCGCUGCGUACUCGACACCUCUCAAUAUUCACGCAUCCACCGCUGUUCAACCCCAAGACUCAAAACUGGCUCCUUUUUCCGGCAAUCCUAUUUGCUCUUGCUAUCGGUUUAAUAUUCACGAUGAUUCCGGGUAUUGGUUACCCAGGCUGCGCGCCAGUUCCUGUAGAGCAUUGGUUUAUCCCCAUGGCAUUAGGCCUUGGCCUAUUGUGCAUUGAUGAGCUGAGGAAGAUGAUGAAGAGAAGAUAUCCUGGUGGACUUGUCGCAAAGAUUGCUUGGUAA